Electrophorus electricus (electric eel) is the source of this 1037-nucleotide messenger RNA. The record is from RefSeq and is a predicted model, not a curated record. NCBI's taxonomy places the organism in Eukaryota, Metazoa, Chordata, Actinopteri, Gymnotiformes, Gymnotidae.
AUGUCUGAUCUCCACAUGCAUUGCUGCACCACCGUGAACAUUUUUGAGCUUCCUAUCAUAGGGUCUCCAGGUGAGUCAGCACUGCUGUCCUGCCAUUGUCCAUACAAACAGGAGAACAUCACUGAUGGAGCCAUAUGGACCUACGAACCCUUCGAACCCUUCGAACACUUCGAACACUUCGAACCCUUCGAACACUUCGAUCCCUUCGAACACUUCGAACACUUCGAACCCUCACUGGAGGCUAAAGAUCGCACUGAAGUUUCUAACGAGAGAGGACCCUACAGGGGCAGAGUCUACAUAUUUGAUCAAACACCUUCCAGUAACCGCUCUCUGCUCAUCUCAAACCUCACUAGAAAUGACCAAGGACAGUACUUGUGUGGAGACUCUUCAUAUGUCAUCCUAAUGGUUACAGGCUGCAGCCUGUCAGAGAAUCAACAGCAUGUUGAGAUCAGUAGAUCUCCAGGAGAGUCUGUGUUCCUGCCCUGUUCCUGCACUGAUCUGCAGGAGGAACCUGUGAAAAUGGAGUGGAGCUCACCACACCAUGAAGAUCUCCACUCUACUGAACUCAGUUACCGCUACAGUGGCAGAGUUCAGAGGUUUAACGACAACUUUCCAGGAAAUCUCUCUCUACUGAUCUCAAACCUGACUGAGGAGGAUCAUGGAUUAUAUUCAUGUUGGAUUAACCACAACCAACACCGAAACUUCAGUCUCACUGUUAAAGGUAUAAAUCAGGUCAUGAUCGCAGCAGGAUCUGCAUGAGAAAACCAGAACGCGGAGCAGCACAUCACAUGAUCUCCAUCCACCAAUCAAGAGGCAUCGUUCCCGUCCUCUCCGUCACACUCACAGUUCACAUAUUAACCUACAAGCCGUAAUGUUGAAGAUUUUGUGCCUACAUGGAAUUUGCCCAUCUUGGCGGUUCCCGUUCGUAAGUGUAAGUGACCUGUGAAUGCAUCUGUCCUCCACGAGUCACUUCUGUCAUCACCACCAACAAAAAUAAAGUUAUUUGUGAGAUAACUCAUGGUAUUAAAAUGGACGCG